This is a messenger RNA of Trichoplax adhaerens, 5175 nucleotides long. RefSeq lists its product as uncharacterized. The transcript is spliced from 14 exons. Lineage: Eukaryota; Metazoa; Placozoa; Uniplacotomia; Trichoplacea; Trichoplacidae. Gene Ontology annotation, cellular component: RNA polymerase I complex. Gene Ontology annotation, molecular function: DNA binding; DNA-directed RNA polymerase activity. Gene Ontology annotation, biological process: DNA-templated transcription. The coding region runs from base 1 to 5175 and encodes 1724 amino acids. The record is from RefSeq and is a predicted model, not a curated record.
AUGGCGAAUUGGUCCAAUAACACAGUACCGAUUAAACGACCAUUAGCUGUUCGCUUUUCAACUUAUACGAGCGAGGAUAUCCGUAAAUUAAGCGUUAAACAAAUUACCAAUGUGCAUACUUUUGAUCGAUUAAUGAAUGCAAAUCAUGGUGGUCUAUGCGAUCCAGCAUUAGGCCCAAUUGAAACGUUAAGCCCAUGUAGUACCUGUGGGCAAAUUAUGGAUUAUUGUCCUGGUCAUUUUGGCCAUAUUGAUCUGCAUUUACCUGUCUAUCAUCCGUUAUUCUUUAAGCACAUGCUAAUGCUGCUGAAAGGGAUGUGCUUUCAGUGCCAUCAUUUACAUGGUACACCUGCAGCUUUAAAUCUUUUCGUCUGCCAAUUGAAAUUACUCGAGUAUGGAUUACUGACUAAAUGCUAUGAAUUACCUGAUAUUGCUGAUGCAGUGGCUAAUACUCUUAGCAGCAGUGAAGACAUGAGCUUUCAACAAAUCCAAAAAGGUAUCAUUCAUGCCAUCAAUGCAGAAGUUCAACAUGCUCUUGCCAAUAUACCAUUGCAAGACAAGAAAAAUACCUCCAAAUGGACUUAUAGUAAAAAUGUAACUCAAUGUCGUAAAUUGAUUUUACAUCAAUUUUUUCAUUAUUGUAUCUCACAUGGAUCGAAGAAAUGUAACCGUUGUAAAGGUCCACCCCAUAUUAUUCGAGCACAGCACCAUGCUAAGGUAUUCUAUAAACAACGUGUAAAAUCUAUUGAUCAAGGAAAGAAUACCGAAAUGGAGAGCGAAUAUUCAUUAGCUCGUCAAAAAUAUAUGCAUCCUAUUGAAGUUCGUUAUCAUUUACGCCAACUAUGGAAGAAUGAGAAACGCAUAUUAACGCUAGUCUUUGGCACAUUUAAUAAACUUACCUCCAACAGACGUAUAGCAAAUGAAAAUUCUUUCUUCUUGGAUGUCAUCCCAGUCCCACCAACACGAUUUAGGCCUGUUUCAACAUUAGGUGAUAGUCGUUUUGAAAGCCCUCAAACUACCAACUUAAAUAAAAUUUUAGAAGAUAAUGUCGUUGUAGAAGAUUUAAUUGAUAAUCUAAAACAAGAAGAGAAUAAAAAUGUCAACGAUCACGACGUUAAGGUGAAAUCUUAUUACUUUGGUGGUAGAUCAAUCAAGAUAGCAGGCAGUACACCUACAGCUCGAUUACACAAUGCUUGGCUUCGAUUACAAACGCACGUUAACUGUUUUGUGGACAGCGAUUUAGAUAAAUUAUCAUCUGAUAAGGCACCUGGUAUUAAGCAAAUACUUGAAAAGAAAGAAGGUUUAUUAAGGAAGCAUAUGAUGGGUAAAAGAGUGAAUUUUGCUGCUCGAUCAGUAAUUUCGCCUGAUCUUUCAAUUAAUUGCGAUGAAGUUGGAGUUCCUGAGGUAUUUGCUACAAAAUUGACCUAUUGUCAACCUGUUACACCAUUUAAUGUUAGACAGUUGAGAAAUGCCGUCAUCAAUGGGCCUAAUAAGCAUCCCGGUGCAACUCUUAUUGAAUUUGAAGAUGGUAAUAUUAAGAAAAUUAGUCAACACAGUUUCAAUCAACGCCAAGCCUUAGCAAAGCAAUUAUUAACUCCAAAUACGUCCCAUGUUGGUCAAUGUAAAAAAGUUCAUCGUCAUCUUGUUGAUGGUGAUGUGGUAUUAAUGAAUCGCCAGCCUACGUUACAUCGUCCUAGUAUAAUGGCACAUAAGGUUAGAGUUUUGCCAGGUGAGAAAACUCUACGAUUACAUUACGCUAAUUGUAAAUGCUAUAAUGCUGAUUUUGAUGGUGACGAAAUGAAUAUGCAUGUUCCACAAUCCGAAUUAUCACGUGCUGAAGCUUAUACUAUUGCAAGUACUAAAUAUCAGUAUCUCCUACCUAAAGAUGGUAAGCCAAUAAGUGGUUUGAUACAAGAUCAUAUGGUAUCCUCUGUGAAGUUAAUGAUUCGUGGUCGAAUGUUUACAAAAGAGCAAUAUUUUCAGCUUAUUUAUUUCGCAUUAACUGAUAAAGAUGGUCCGAUACAUUUAUUACCACCUUGUAUUAUAAAGCCACGUCAGUUAUGGUCUGGUAAGCAAGUUUUAUCAACUCUCCUUCUCAAUAUCUUACCCAAGAAUAGUACACCUUUAAAUAUGUUGGGCAAAUCAAAAAUUGCCGAUAAAAGUUGGGUGAAUACACGUAUGAAAAAGAAAUCGCGCUAUUAUAAACCGUUAUAUGAUGAAAUUUUAUCCGAAUCUCAAGUUGUUAUUCGACAAGGAGAAUUGUUAUGUGGAAUCUUAGACAAAGCUCAUUUUGGCGCCACAUCUUACGGUUUAGUUCAUUGUUGUUAUGAAUUAUAUGGCGGCGAUACUUCGACUACUUUCCUAUCAAGCGUAUCAAAGCUACUUACUAAAUUUUUACAAAUGAAUGGUUUUACCUUAGGUAUUGAAGAUAUUUUAGUUCGACAAGAUGCAGAUAAUUUGCGUCAACAAUUUAUCAAAGACUGUGCAUCAUCCGGUAAUAAAAUUGCUAAGGAAGCGUUUAAUGUUAACAGUAAAUCGCUUGUCCAAGAAAAGUUUUGUCAAGCUCAUCUUAAAAAUAAAGAUUUAUUGGCAGAAUUAGAAAGCCAUAUGAAACGUAACACUGAUCAUUUUACCAAUGAAAUUAAUAAAGCAUGUACUGGCGCUGGACUACUUAAACUAUUUCCGGAAAACAACUUGCAAUUAAUGGUCCAAUCCGGUGCUAAGGGUUCAACGGUUAAUUGUAUGCAAAUUUCUUGCUUGCUUGGUCAAAUUGAGCUCGAAGGGAAACGGCCACCAUUAAUGAUUAGUGGACGUUCGUUGCCAAGUUUUACUCCCUACGACACAAGCCCAAGAGCUGGUGGAUUUGUUGAUAAUCGCUUCUUGUCUGGUUUACGACCACAAGAAUAUUUUUUUCAUUGUAUGGCUGGAAGAGAAGGAUUAGUUGAUACUGCUGUGAAAACCAGUCGAAGUGGCUAUUUACAGCGUUGUUUAGUUAAGCACUUAGAGGGACUAGUUGUUCAAUAUGAUCUAACUGUCCGCGAUACCGAUGGUUCUGUAAUUCAGUUUCAAUAUGGAGAAGAUUCUGUCGAUGUCACCAAUACACAGUUUUUAUCCACAGUACAUUACCCAUUUAUGGCAAAUAAUUAUAUCAGUAUGCUUGAUAAGCUAGAUUUUAAAGCAGUUAUGGAAUCAGAUUUUAUCAAUAGAAAGAAGGCUGUUCGAAGUUACAAAAAAUUAGCGAAAUGGUUCCAAAAACGCAACUUAAAGAUAGAUGACUUACCGCCUUUACGUCAGUUAUAUUCCACGUCUGCAGUACAAGAGUUCGAAUUUUCUAACUUAGGACAAAAAAUAAGAAAAGAUUAUAAAUCGAAUGUAUUAGACAAAACUACUGGGUUAUCAACUGCUACGACUGCUAUUAUUAAUGGAUGGAAGAAACUUGAUUCUUCGAUUAAAGAAAAAUUUUGUAAGUCAGGUUCAACAUGUCCAGACCCUGUUAAUUGCAGAUUAAAACCGGAUAGAUAUUUUGGUAGUGUAUCAGAGAAGCAAUGGAAGGAGCUUGAGUUGUUCUUAGCGCAAUAUGAGAAUGGUAUCCCAACAUCGAGAAACAAUGAUUAUGUACCUUGCGAUAACUUUCGUAAAAUGAUGCAUCUAAAAUUUAUGCGUGCUUUAGUGGAGCCCGGAUGUCCUGUAGGUUUGCUUGCUGCUCAAUCGAUAGGCGAGCCAUCCACUCAGAUGACAUUAAAUACAUUCCAUUUUGCUGGUCGAGGGGAAAUGAAUGUUACAUUAGGAAUUCCAAGAUUAAGAGAAAUUUUAAUGGUUGGUAGUCCAAAUAUUAAAACACCUUCCAUGAUUGUUAUACUCAAGAAGAAUAAGGAUACUGACAAGAAUGCUAAAUAUCUGAAGAAACAUUUCACACGAGUAACCUUAUCACAAGUAAAUUCUAAUUUUCUAUUUAUGCUGCUUUUAUACCAUGUUUACGUUUAUGUGCUUACAUGUGAAUUUCAACGGUACUAUUCCGUGCGAAUGAAUCUGUUGCCCUAUAAGGACUAUAAGGAUGAAUUUGCUAUCAAGCCUGCGCGAGUUAUAAAAUUUAUCGAAGAUGUCUUUAUUCUGCAUUUCAUAAAAUCGGUUGAGAAAGUCAUUAAAGCAAGCAAAAGUAACAAGGUUAUUAAUCUAAAUAAAUUGGGACGAUUCCGAAAAUUCCGUGAUGUUCAUGAUGACGCUAAAGAAAAAAGUAAAGAAUCAACUCAAGAUGAGGAGACAACAUAUGACGAUCAAUUAACAAAUAACCCUAAUCAGUUGAACCAUAAGAGUAAUAAAGUAAAGAAGUUAUCUUAUGAUGAUAAUACUGAUGAUGAAACCGAAGAUUCGAGUUCCCAAUCUGACGAUAAUGAUGACGGCUCAGAAUUAUACUCAAAUCAAAGCCAAAACUCUAAUGAAUUCAGUAUGCACAUUUUUGAUUGUGAAAUUACGCGGAACUUUGGUUUUUGUAAGCGUAGCAAUAAAUUUUUUCAUUUUUUCAAUUUGAAGACUGUAUCUGCUAUCCAUCAGAGAAUUGUAGCAAAUUCUCAUGAUGUACAAAAUAAACGAUGGUAUGAGUUUACGUUUACGGUAAGGCUAAAUACUUGCAAGAUAAUUUUAGAACCUAUUAUUGAGCAAUUGGCUAAGCAGGCAACUAUUCGGGAAGUUCAAUCAGUUAAGAAGUGCUAUAUUAAUAAAGAUAAAAAUGAAACCGUGACACUGACUACCGAUGGAGUCAAUUUACAGGAUACUUGGCAAUUUGCUAAUAUCAUAGAUGUUAAUAAACUUUACACCAAUGAAAUUCAUGCGAUGGCGUCUACAUAUGGCAUCGAAGCUGCGUAUAGAGCGAUCAUUAAGGAAAUUGAAAAUGUAUUUCGAGUGUACGGCAUUGACGUAAAUUAUCGUCAUCUCUCCCUCAUUGCUGAUUAUAUGACCUAUGAAGGUAGUUAUAGGCCACUAAAUCGACUUGGAAUGGCAUCUUGCUCUUCUCCGUUUCAAAAAAUGAGUUUUGAAACGACCGUUCACUUCUUGCGAGAAGCAACAGCUCAUGGAGAGAUUGAUGUAUUAAAAUCUCCUUCUUCACGAUUGGUAACUGGACGAGUGGUUAAUGGGGGAACUGGCUGUUUUGAUUUAGUUCAACCUCUUUCUUACGGCUAA